GCUCCGUGCUUCACGAGCGACCCUCCGCAAACAUGGCGGACUACAAGGAGGCACCUUUAGCGACUCGGCCCAAAACCCUCGACCCUGCGGAAUACUUUAAUGUUUCUCCCGAACAUCGUCGUGCGGAGGAGGCGAGAGGAGCGCUCAGAGCUCAGCUGAAGAGACAGUACCAGCUGCAGCUGAAUAAUCCUCUGCGGAAAGAGCUGAUUGAGGACCCGGCCCUCACGAGGUGGACGUACGCUCGUACUGAGAUGUACAAUCACUUCAGACCAACACCCAAAUCCUCCCUGAUCACCGGUUUGAUCGGAGUUGCCCCACUCUUCAUCUUGUAUUACGUCUUAAAGACUGACCGCGACAAGAGAGAGCAGAAGAUUAAAGACGGGACGUACAAACGCCCUUACAGACUCUCGUACUGAUUUCUGACUUGGAUUUCAGGUUCAGUCAUCGUCUCGAAUUGUACAUGUAACUAUAAAUAAAGUUUAUUCAUGAAAGAAAAAA
Molecule: messenger RNA, 498 nt
Organism: Clarias gariepinus (North African catfish)
Lineage: Eukaryota; Metazoa; Chordata; Actinopteri; Siluriformes; Clariidae
Gene: ndufb4
Product: NADH:ubiquinone oxidoreductase subunit B4
Exons: 3
Coding region: 33-416 (127 amino acids)
Cellular component (GO): mitochondrion
Source: RefSeq, a predicted model, not a curated record